Molecule: messenger RNA, 1131 nt
Organism: Volvox carteri f. nagariensis
Lineage: Eukaryota; Viridiplantae; Chlorophyta; Chlorophyceae; Chlamydomonadales; Volvocaceae
Exons: 12
Biological process (GO): fructose 2,6-bisphosphate metabolic process; fructose metabolic process
Cellular component (GO): cytosol
Molecular function (GO): 6-phosphofructo-2-kinase activity; ATP binding; fructose-2,6-bisphosphate 2-phosphatase activity
Source: RefSeq, a predicted model, not a curated record
GUCAUCAUACUUGUCGGACUGCCCGGGAGAGGCAAGACAUUCUUGUGCAACAAAAUCAAAUGUUACCUGAACUGGUUGGGCCACCACACGCGGCACUUCAACGUGGGGAGCUACCGCCGCCUGCAGAAGGGCGAUCACGAGGUGCAGAACGCCGACUUUUUUGACGCCCACAAUUCGGCGGGGAUAGAGGCCCGCAAUCGCGCGUUGUAUGCGGCGCUGGAUCACCUGAAGGCGUACCUCUACUCAGAGAUUGGGCAGGUGGCCAUUUUCGACGCGACCAACACCACAGUGGAGCGCCGGAAGCUGCUGAUUAAACAUUUUCAUGGCCGGUUCCAGUACCUGUUCAUCGAGUCCAUUUGCACCGAUGAAAAGGUCCUAGAACAGAACUACCGCUUCAAGAUGCAGUACAGUCCCGACUACCGGGGCAUGGACAUGCAGCAGUCCCUCUCCGACUUCAAGGAGCGCAUUCACAAGUACGAGGAGGUGUACGAACCCAUAAACGACCGCAAUCUGCACUACAUCAAGCUCAUUGACAUGGUGACGGGUCGCGGGCACAUGGACCUGAACCGGAUCAGUGGCUACCUGCCCGGCAAAAUUGUGUUCUUCCUCAUGCAGAAUCCCCCCCCCUUCCCCUCCCUCUCCCCCUCCCCCUUCCCCGCACAUUUAGGCGAGUCGGAGUACAACCUGAAGCACCGCAUCGGGGGCAACUCGCCGCUGUCCCCCGCCGGCGAGGUGUACGCCAGGUGCCUGCCGGAGAUGCUGCUCGACCGAUUGCCCCUGGACGACCAAACCUGCGUGCCCGUGUCGGUGUGGACCUCCACAUUGUGUCGUACAAUACAGACUGCGCGAUACCUGCCCUUCCCGAAACUUCGGUGGAAGGCGCUAGACGAGAUCCAGGCGGGCGCAUGUGACGGGCUGACCUACGAGGAAAUCGAACAACGCUUCCCCGAGGAGUUUGCAGCGCGGCAGAAAGACAAACUGCGAUACCGUUACCCCGCGGGUGAGUCCUAUCUAGACGUGAUUCAGCGGCUGGAGCCCGUCAUCAUCGAGAUGGAGCGGGAGAAGGAGUGUAUUGUGGUGGUGGGGCACCAGGCGGUGCUGCGGGCGGUGCUGGGGUACUUCAUGGCCAAG